Molecule: messenger RNA, 1038 nt
Organism: Aspergillus glaucus CBS 516.65
Lineage: Eukaryota; Fungi; Ascomycota; Eurotiomycetes; Eurotiales; Aspergillaceae
Product: DUF3712 domain-containing protein
Exons: 4
Coding region: 1-1038 (345 amino acids)
Cellular component (GO): fungal-type vacuole membrane
Source: RefSeq, a predicted model, not a curated record
AUGUCGGGACCAGAAUUGGGGCAGAAGUCGAAUAAUUCGCAGACGAAUGUUACGGAGACGGCGCUGAAGCCGCCGUUUUUUCAGCGGUUUAAGACGCAUAUGAAGAGGUGGUGGUGGGUUUAUGUUAUUGGGUUUUGUGUUGUUGUGCUGGUUACUGUUCUUCCUUUAGUCUAUGUAGGAGUCCCCAAUUUCGCGAACAAAUACAUCAACGACUACCAAUACAACUACAAUCACCUCUCAAUAACGAAUCCCACACCCAACUCCUUCCACGUCCACCAAAAGCAAAACCUCAAUGCCGGCGGCUUCAGUGGAAGCGGCCAUCUCUCAGCGUUCAACGCGACCAUUCGUGCUUCAGGCUCCGAUACAUCAUUCGCGGUUUUUCCGGUCCAGGAGAUUGGAUUCGGAGGUGAUUCGGACUUUACAAUCGAUCAGGAUUUGAAUAUAGCAUGUGUCGAGUGUUUGUCGCAGUUGGCUGCGGAUGCGGUACGGAAGAAGGAGAUUUCGGUGUUGGUCACUGGAAAGCCGGAUCUUAAAGUUGGAGGGUUACCCACGGCGCAUUUGGAUGUUCAUAAGACCAUGGCCAUGAAGGGUUAUAAUGUUGAAGAAUACCUGGACGAACCCGGUUCCUUCAACGUCACAAACGUCAACCUCCUAAAGCCCGCCACCUCAGAAGGCUACAACGUGAACGCCACCGUUGCAUUCCGCAACCCAAGCCCCUUCAUCGUAGAACUAGGCUCCGUGAGCUUCAACCUCUCCAUAAGUGGCCAAUCAAUGGGCUACGUCGACAUCCCAAACCUCUACCUGCAGGAAGGCAUCACAGAAACAACCGUUCUCGGCGACAUCGACAUCGAUGUUCUCGUUCGCAAAGCACUGGGUAACGGCUCACCUACUGACGACUUUGGUGACGUGACGAUUGAGAUUAGUGGGAAUCGGGUUUAUUAUAAGGGGGAGGAGAUUCCGUAUUUUAGUGCGGCGAUGCAGGCUAUCAAGGCGCCGGUUAAGGUGAAUUUGUUGGAUUAUGCGUCGGAGUUUUUGUAG